AUGUCCGCGCACGCCUCUUUCCUGACCGAUCGCCUGCUGCUGAGCAUCGUGCGUGACGACGGCGCCUUUGCCAACGUGCAGCGGGUGUGCCUCGCCGGUUGCAACAGGCUGACGGACUCGGCGGUGUGCAGGCUCCUGGACGUGUGCGGCGAGAACCUCGAGUGCCUGGAGCUCAGCGACUGCACGCUGAUCAGCACGUCCACGAUCGAGCACGCGGCGAGGGUGUGCCGCAGCCGCAAGGAUGGCAAGUCGUGCCUCGUGUUUCUCGACCUCGCCGGGUGUUCAAACGUCGACACCCUGGACGCGCUUCGAUUGACGGAAACCAACUUCGAGGCGCUGAGGGAGAUUAGGCUCAUGGGAACCUCGCGACUGAACGGGCGGGUGCCCCAGGACGAGUUCGUCGAGCUCGCGAGGGAGCUCGAGGCGCGACGCGCCAGGUGGAGGGACGGGAUUGGCAGGCGGCGGGAAGACGCGGUUCGACGCGCAGAGGCGGAUGACUCGCCCGGGACGGACGUCGGGAACACCGUGACCGCGGAGGACAUGAUGAACAUGAUCGAUCCCAGCGCCAGUUGCAUCGACUGCGCGUGCGGUGACGCGUCACGGGGUGAGGAGAUCGAGCCCUGGAUCCUCGAGGGGCGCGAGAAUGUUCCGGCGUGGGUCACGACGUGUUGCAUCCAGCCGGCGCUGUGCGUCGUGGAUUUGCCCAAGCGGGUGAAGCACUGGAAAACGAAACUCGACAUCUGGGAGGAGGGCACGGCUCCGAUCGCCGCUUGCGAUCACGCCAUGGUGAUGCAGGGGAACAUGAACGACCCGGGGCACCAGCACCAGCUGAACCUGCUGCCCGGGUGCGGGCACGUGCUGUGCGUGGACUGCGAGCAGCGUAGCAGGGUGCACAUGGUGCGGCGGCACCUGGACAACGAGUACGUGUACCCGUGUCCGCUGUGCGGGAUGGACAUGCCCAACCCGGGUGGCUUCGAGAUCACGCUCAACCCCUGA
This is a messenger RNA of Micromonas commoda, 996 nucleotides long. RefSeq lists its product with no specific name. The record is from RefSeq and is a predicted model, not a curated record. The transcript has a single exon. NCBI's taxonomy places the organism in Eukaryota, Viridiplantae, Chlorophyta, Mamiellophyceae, Mamiellales, Mamiellaceae. The coding region runs from base 1 to 996 and encodes 331 amino acids.